AACUGCCAAAAGAGGGCGCACUGGAUAUCAACAAAGUGAUUGAAGCAGAACAGACAUUUUGUGGAAGAACGAAGAAAAGUAGAAAAACUGGCUUCUGAAGGAUAGAAAUCAUGGUUGCUUUGCUGUCAUUUGGCUUGAUGUGAUGUAACAAAAAACACCAUCUUGCAAGGAAGAACUGAUGGGAGAAGAAAGAGGGGCAGGCCAACUAGAACAUACAUGUAGAUUGAUAACAUAAGCAGUGGAUGGAAACGUUAUUUUAGCAGCUAACUAGAACAGCUGAAGACAGGAAGUUUUGGAGAACCUGUGUCUCAAGGUCAAUUUCAUCAUCGCCCCAACGACCUCCAAGCUAUGGGACAUAGAUGUCAUCUAACAUAACCCCCACCAUCUGGUCUUCUGUUUUUCAGAUGCUGUCAUAGGAUCUUUGAUGAAGCUGUAUCGGACCUAUUUGGAAACCCUGCCUGUGGAUUUUUGGCGUGCACACAGUAUCUGCUUCAUCUACUGAAUACUGUAUUAGCAGUUAUUUUUGAGGGAAUUUUAUUUUCAGGAAUCACUCAUUGAUUGCGAUGUUAACAACAUGCAAGAAUAAUUAUUUCCAGCGAGUAAUGUCCCAUGUAUAAUUCACUAAAGUAAUCACCAUCGCAUGUCGCAAAUGGUGACUAUACAUUAUAACACGAGCUAUCACUGGGUCAGGUGGCGCAGUUUGACAUCACACUGAUCGUAAUGAGGCACUUUAUUAGAUUAUUUCAUUUAUUUCUCCCGAAAUAAUUCUUAUAUUGUGAUACUUGGUAAUGAGUUCAUGGGCCAUGGAAAUAGAAUGAUAAUUAUUGAAAAGUAUAUAAUUGGUAGUGGUUGUGCCCUUACAUGAAUAUAUCAACUCACGAACCUGCCCAGUGAUCCCCUCACCAAAUACCAGUUCUUAGGAUUUGAAUCCUUGAAUGUUUCAUUGGAAGGUCUGUGAUUGAUCAUGGCUUCAAAUGAGGCUGUGUACUCUGAUCUAUCCCACUCGCUCCUUUCCAUGUGCUCGGCCCUGCUCAGUGAUAUUGAAGAGGGAAGACAGCAGACUCUGUUUGAAGGAUCAUCACAUGUGGCCCAGCAUGAGGCAUCACAACCACAGAACCGCAACUAUCAGACCCCACUUGGUGGUAUAGAGGCCUCCCACUUGGGCAGAGACAGAAUGCUUGUAUUGGACAACACAGACUAUGAUGAAGUUGGCCAAGAGAGUCCAGCUCAUGAUGAAGUUAGUCAUUUUGGGAAUCUGUUGAGCAACGAACCAGAUGGUAUUCAAAGUAGCUGUUUCAGCGAUACAUCCUCAAAGCCAACCAUUCUCGGUCAUAGUUCUGCUCCUAGGGCAAGUGGUGUGAAUACUGUAUCCGCACCUUCCUGUGAUGAAGAGAAGUCUCAGACUGAUGUCAAGUUCCUCUGCAGAGAGUGUGGCAAGGAGUUCAACCAUCAACGGUUCUACCGAGAACACUGUCGCAUCCAUACAGGAGAGCGCCCUCUUGAGUGCAAAUACUGCGGGAAGAGUUUCCGACGAAGCAAUGCCCUGUACGUUCACGAGCGUGUUCACACAAGAGAAAAACGAUACAGUUGUCGGAUUUGUAAGAAAACAUUUGGGAGAAGAGACACCUUGAAGACCCAUAUCCGCACCCACACGGGUGAGACACCCUAUAAGUGUUCCUUCUGUGACCGCAGGUUCAACCAGAGGAACGGUCGUAUCCUGCAUGAGAAAGUCCACAAAAACGACGAAACGUUCACAUGCGAUGAGUGUGGAAUGAAAUUCAGGCAGAAGUUUGGGUUGCAGAAUCACCAAAGAGCAAGUGUGGUGAACAGGAAGUGCACAGAAUGUGGUAAAGCUUGUCCUAACCUUUGUACACUCAGGGUGCAUAGGCAACAAGUUCACAACAAAAAGCUGUACUCUUGUGAUGAAUGUGGGACUUCAUUUGCUACAGAGAGAAAACUUGGAAAGCAUUGUCCCUGCAGCAGUAGUAACCAGACUGUGUUUGUAUGCAAGCGGUGUGCAAGGACAUUUGAUAACCUUCAAGAUUUGGGCAGUCAUGAAUGCUCCAAGAUCUACAGGAAUUCUUUCACAUGUGAUGUUUGUGAGCAGAACUUCAGCAGCAUUGAGGACUGGAAGACUCACCGACUUAGACAUUCUAAGAAGAAGGUGUUUCAAUGCAGUCACUGUGACAUGGUCUUCAAGGCAAAGAGAAAUCUCCUGAGGCAUACACCCUUACAUGCUAUGUUGUGCAACGGUUCUCUCUGUCCAUCGAAUCUUACCGAUGGUGAGACUAGUAGCACUGAAGUCGCAGAAGUCUCUGCUGCUCUCACAAUUGCAGAUUUAGUGAACAGAAAUAAUAACGUGCAUGGGCAGACAGAACUUUAUUCUAAUAAUGGGACAUUGACUAAUGAGGAGCAACAGCACACUUCAUGGACUACUUCAUGUGACAUUAAUAUUAGUAAUGACCAAAGUCUCCAAUCAUCCUCAAAAGCACCUGUAAUUCCUUUGCAUCCUCAUCCUGGAUCGUUGUCUAACCAAAGUCCUGCAUUUGACCUUCACUUACAGAAUAGAUCUUCCGCUGUAGUGAAUACCAACGUAAGAGAAAAUGUGGAAGAGAAAGCAUUUGUGUGCUCAGAUUGUGGCAAGUCUUUUGGGAAAAGACGGAGCUACACGGCACAUCAGAGGACACACAGGUCAGAACGUCCGCACAAGUGCGAGUUCUGCGGGAUGGGAUUCAAGCAGGCCUUGACGCUGACUCACCAUGUUCGAAAACACACGGGUGAAAAACCCUUCAUUUGUGAAGUCUGUAAUAAAUGUUUCAUUCGGAGUGAUGGACUUAGAAAUCACAUGUUGAUUCACACUGGUUCCAAACCAUACAAAUGUAUGUUCUGCGAGGAGUGGUUCGAUCAGAGGAGCAGUCGCGCUGUGCAUGAGAAAGCACACAGUGAAAAUGGCGUCACUUUGUGCGAGUCGGGCAAAGACCUUGAAGAAAAUUGUAGUUCUUUCACACAGUCACAUCUAGAUGUGUGUCUGCAGUCAUUAGACAGAGAAACAGGAGAGAAAGCCCCAACUCAGGCUCAAAUAUUUGUGUGUUUGGAAUGUGGAAAGGUGUUCAAGAAGAGACACAGCUACACAGCACAUCUGAGGACUCACAACCCAAAACGCCCUCACAAGUGCAAGUUCUGUGAGAAGUCAUUCAGGCAGUCUACAGCCCUUAGACACCAUGUCCGAAAGCACACUGGAGAAAAGCCAUUUGCCUGUCUGAUUUGCAAGAAAAACUUCAGUAGGAGUGACAGCCUUCGAACCCAUAUGUUUAUCCACACUGGUACCAAACCCUACAAAUGUAAGUUCUGUGACACUUGGUUCAAUCAAAGGGGCAGUCGCUACUCCCAUGAGACGACGCACUGUAGCAACAAGAUACCCAUCUGCUGUUAGUAUUACGGCAUCGGGAGCUGUCAAAUGUCUGGUCUCCUGACUCAUCAAAAGAAUGCCAGGAAUAUAAAAAGUGUAUCCACUAGUAAUGAUAAUAAUCACAUUUGUAUAGCCCUUUAUACUACAUUUCUAAGUGCUUCACAUUAUUAUUAACUCGGCCAUUGGAUUCAAUUGGUUAUCAGCACUUGAUAGUGCCCACCCUCCGCUCCCUGGGGAGUAUUCCAACUAUUCAAGUGCACACAUGCCAAUCCAACCAUGUUCAUGUGCGCAUACUGCCGACUCUGUUAGUAAUGUGGCAUUGGCAGCUGUCAAAAGUCUCAACUUUAAUUCAUUCAGAAUCUUUUCAUUUGUGCACUAGUGCAUUGAAGUGUAUGGAAAGGGUUUAUGUAUUCACUUGAAGGAAUGUGAGCUAUAGUAUAUCAUGACUUUCAAUAUCCAUGGAUUGUAUUAUCAAACAUUUGAGGUCAAAGGUUAUCCCAGCUUUCAAAGCUUUGCUUUCCAUCUAAAUUAUUCUGAGUAAAAUUAUGAUAUACCCUAUA
This is a messenger RNA of Strongylocentrotus purpuratus (purple sea urchin), 3969 nucleotides long. Its product is annotated as zinc finger protein 91. The coding region runs from base 965 to 3433 and encodes 822 amino acids. Lineage: Eukaryota; Metazoa; Echinodermata; Echinoidea; Camarodonta; Strongylocentrotidae. The transcript is spliced from 3 exons. The record is from RefSeq and is a predicted model, not a curated record.